GAUUUGAAUAAAAUCGAUAACGUAACAAUAGAUGAGUAGACAAGCGAAUCGUAGACCUCGGAGUGAUACCAGUGAAAAUGUGGUUAUCAAGUGUAUUUCUUUUCGGCGUUUUGUGCACUGCAACACAUGCAGCUAAAAUUCUUGGAGUAUUCAUGAUGCCAAGCUACAGUCAUCAGAUCACAUUCCAGCCAAUAUGGAAGGAAUUGUCGCUAAGAGGGCACGAAGUAACUGUUUACACCCCAUCGCCUCUAAACGAUCCCAGUCUCACCAAUCUCACUGAGUACGAUCUAAGCUUUAGCUAUAAGAUAAUGGAAACGUUGGGGAAGGCAGGUUUUGAUGUUUCCAAGUUAUUCGACUUGUUCACCCAAGUUAGUGAAGCGCAGCUAAAGCAUCCGUACAUGCAAGACCUUAUCCACAACGCGAAUAAUAACACAUUUGAUAUCCUUUUGGUGGAAUUCCUAUGGUUGCCGUACUUUGCCUUCAAAGACAUUUAUAAUGUCCCUUUUGUGGGAAUAACAUCACUGCCAUUAACACUCAUGGCAUCUGAGUCGCUUGGUAUGUGGAAACAUCCCAUUCUGGAACCGGAGUUCCUACUGGGAUUUUCACAAGCAGAAACGUUUAAACAACGUGUAACAAGUUGGGCUUUCAAUAUCGCAUACCGAUUAAUCGGCCAGUUGAAAAUGACGCCAACCUUCGAGGCCCAAUUGAAAAAGUACUUCAAAACAGUGUCAAAAUCCGCAAGAGAUUUAGCAAAAGAAGUUGAUUUGGUUCUUGGUAAUUACAACUCCGUUCUGCAAAACGUCAAGCCCAUGGUUCCGAAGUUUGUCCCCCUUGGUGGAAUACAUUUGCAUCCCCAACAGCCCCUGCCACUGGAUCUGGAAGAAUUCCUAGCCAAUCUUCAAAACGAUGUGAUAUACUUUAGCUUAGGAACGAAUGUGAAUCCAACAAGUAUUUCCAAAAUGCAAUUGGCUAAAAUCUACAAAGUCCUAGGAGAGCUUCCAUACACCGUACUUUUUAAACAUCAGCUGGAGAACCUGCCAGAGGAUUUACCAAAGAACUUUUACGUUAAGGAGUGGUUCCCUCAGCAAGACGUUUUAGGGCAUCCAAAGGUCAAGCUAUUCGUUACACAAGGAGGAAUACAGUCUCUGGACGAAGCUAUAUCCAGAAAAGUCCCAAUGGUGAUAAUUCCAUUUUUGGGGGACCAGCAAUCCAACGCAGCGAGAUGCGCUAAAUUGGGAAUUGCCGAAGUAAUAAAUUUCCAAAAAUACACAGAAGAAGAGUUUAAGGAAAAGGUCAACUUGGUGUUGAGCGACAUAACUUAUCAACAGAACAUAGAAAAGCAGAACUUUAUAUUCGAAGAUCAACCGAUCAGUUCCUUGGAUAAGGCGAUAUUUUGGAUCGAGUACGUCCUCCGUCAUAAUGGAACAUCCCAUUUAAAUUAUGCAGGAGUGGACGUGCCAUUUUAUCAAUUCUACCAUUUAGAUAUAUUCGGUUUUCUUGCUGCGGUUAUUUGGGUUUUUAUUUUCGUUGCGAGAAAAAUAUUUAUUGUAGCUGCUCUUAGUAUCAAGGCGCCGAAGAAGCUGGUUUUAAAACGAAACGAAAAAAGGACCAAAUUUUUAUAAAGUCUUCAACUGGGUCAUGGUAAAACAUUGUCUGAAAUAAAAAGUCUAGUGUUGUAGGCUUGUGAUCUGAUUUGCGAAUAUAUUUUUUAAUCUUUAGUCAUGGAUUGGGAAACAUGCUCAGUGCUUCAUUUCAUUUGUUUGUAGCCCAAUUAUUCGUCCAACACAAAUUUAGUUUUUUAUUAAAGAACUUGUAAUAAAAUUACAAUUUGUUGAUAAAUUUGCACAAUGUAAUUUAAAAUUGCACUACUGAAAAAUUAUUAAAUUUUUUGGGUAUACCAAAUGAGCCUACCUGAAUUUAACCUGGAAGUUAAAUGUAAUAAUAAAGCACUUGAAAUGAGA
Dendroctonus ponderosae (mountain pine beetle) is the source of this 1961-nucleotide messenger RNA. Its product is annotated as UDP-glycosyltransferase UGT4. NCBI's taxonomy places the organism in Eukaryota, Metazoa, Arthropoda, Insecta, Coleoptera, Curculionidae. Gene Ontology annotation, molecular function: UDP-glycosyltransferase activity. The record is from RefSeq and is a predicted model, not a curated record. The transcript has 4 exons. Bases 78 to 1622 code for a protein of 514 amino acids.